AUGAUAUCUGUUGUUCAGGCGGGUGAGCAGAUUCUUGACACGGGUGUAUAUCUAGACGAUUCUCUGAAGAAAGCACUUAUUUUGUUUGAUAGCUUGGGAAUUGAUGAUGAGGGGAUACACCCCUUCGAGCCCUUGAACAGGCCAGAUGGGCCACCUCCAAAACCGUCAAUUGAGGAGGCUCCAAAAUUGGAGCUUAAACCUCUACCACCUCAUCUUCAGUAUGCUUAUUUGGGUGACUCUGACACUUUACCUGUUAUUGUUUCUUCUGAAUUGUCUAAACUGCAGGAAGAGAAGCUGUUGAGAGUGCUACGUGAGCACAAGCGAUCACUUGGGUGGACAAUCUCUGACAUUAAAGUACUUGCUAGAUGUGAAGAGACGAACCUGGUGCUAAAAUGGGAAAAGUGCCACUUCAUGGUGGACAAAGCAAAGGUGGAAGCAAUUGAAAAAUUGCCCCCACCAACGUCCAUCAAAGGCAUCCGCAGUUUCUUGGGCCAUGCAGGUUUUUAUCGACGUUUCAUUAAAGACUUUUCGAAAAUUUCCUCUCCCUUGUGCAGGUUGCUUGAGAAAGAUGUCUCCUUCAAGUUCAAUGAUGCCUGUCUGAAAGCAUUUGAGGAGCUGAAGGGGAGGCUAGUGACUGCUCCAAUUAUCAUUGCUCCUGAUUGGGGACAGCCAUUUGAGUUGAUGUGCGAUUCGAGUGACAUAGCUAUUGGGGCUAUAUUGACAAUCACCUCAAGUGAAGCCCCGUGGUAUGCAGAUUAUGUGAAUUUCAUUGCAAGGGAAUUGACACCCGAUAAUAGAAGAAGUUUCCUACAUGAUGUGAGGCUCUACAUGUGGGAUGAGCCAUUCCUAUACCGGCUAUGCGCAGAUCAGUUGGUGCGAAGAUGUGUUCCAGAGGAAGAGAUGAAUGCAAUAUUGCAUGACUGUCACGCGUCACCAUACGGAGGAUAUCACGGGGGAGAUAGGAUUGCCCAGAAGUUCUACAAUCAGGUAGUGGUGAGUUUUGUAAAGAAGCACAUCUUCACACGCUUUGGAACUCCACGAGUGUUGAUAAGUGACGGAGGAACGCACUUUUGCAACAAAUUGCUGAAAAAUACCCUUGCAAAAUACGGUGUCGAGCACAAGGUUUCCACGGCCUAUCAUCCCCAAACGAGUGGUCCAGUGGAAGUGUCAAACAGAGAGGUGAAGCAGAUUCUGGAGAAAACAGUGAGUGGAAAUAGAAAGGACUGGGCUGGAAAGCUUGACGAUGCAUUAUGGGCAUAUCGAACUGCAUACAAAACCCCCAUAGGUACUUCUUCGUAUAAAUUAGUUUAUGGGAAGGCAUGUCACCUACCCGUCGAGCUUGAACACAAGGCUUAUUGGGCAAUUAAAAAGCUGAAUAUGGAUAUAGAGUUAGCUGGAGAGAAGAGGUUGCUACAACUCGACGAGCUUGAUGAGUUUCGAUUGCACGCCUAUGAAAAUGCCAAAUU
Molecule: messenger RNA, 1466 nt
Organism: Nicotiana attenuata
Lineage: Eukaryota; Viridiplantae; Streptophyta; Magnoliopsida; Solanales; Solanaceae
Exons: 6
Biological process (GO): DNA integration
Molecular function (GO): nucleic acid binding
Source: RefSeq, a predicted model, not a curated record